AACAAGGAAGAGGCAGACAGAAGACACCUAUAGUGAGACAAGAGGGAAGCAGAGUAAAAGGCAGAGCAUCUGUAGGUAUCACUAUGGGUUGGCUGGGUAUUUUAAUACUAGUUGCAAUACUUUGUUCGAUGGGUCACUCUGCUCCUACAGCCAGUAAGAGCCCCGUGUCAGUUAUAUUUCCAGGGGAAAUCCGUAGCAACAUGACUAGCGUGGAGGUUGCAGAGUGGUACCUGGUGAAGUUUGGGUAUCUCCCCCUCCAGCAGGGCCCAUCCAACCAUCAUGUUUCCAUUAAAAAAGCUCUCAGCCAAAUGCAACGCAAGCUGGGACUAAAGGUUACGGGCAACCUGGAUGCAGAAACGUUGGAAGCCAUGAAAAGCCCUCGCUGCGGAGUACCCGAUAUUGGCAAUUUCAAUACAUUCGAUGGAGAAUUAAAGUGGGAUCACCAUGAUAUUACAUAUCGUAUCCUGAACUAUUCCCCUGACCUGGACCCUGACGUGAUCGAUGAUGCCUUCGCUCGCGCAUUUAAAGUCUGGAGUGAUGUCACUCCACUGACCUUCACUCGUAUAUACAAUGGGGAACCUGAUAUCAACAUUCUUUUUGGAACUGAGGACCAUGGAGAUCCUUACCCCUUCGAUGGGAAGGAUGGCCUCUUGGCCCAUGCAUAUCCACCAGGUCCUGGAAUGCAAGGAGAUGCUCACUUUGAUGAUGAUGAGUUCUGGACACUUGGUACUGGAACUGUGGUAAAGACUCGAUUUGGGAAUGCUGGAGGGGCCCAGUGCCACUUCCCAUUUGUAUUCGACGGUCAGUCUUACAACUCCUGCACAAGUGAUGGACGCUCUGAUGGGCUGCCUUGGUGUAGUACCACUCCAAAUUUUGAUCAGGAUAAAAAAUAUGGUUUCUGCCCCAGCGAGUUACUCUACACAUAUGGAGGCAACAGUGAUGGAGAGCCUUGUACCUUCCCUUUCAUCUUUGAUGGAGUGUCAUAUGAUGGCUGUACCAAAGAUGGGCGCCAAGAUGGAUACCGAUGGUGCGGCACCACUGCCAACUAUGAUCAAGACCACAAAUAUGGAUUUUGUCCUAACAGAGAUAUAUCUGUGAUUGGUGGAAACUCACAGGGAGAUCCUUGUGUCUUCCCAUUCACAUUCCUGGGGAAGAGAUACAACUCCUGCACUAGUGAGGGGCGCAGUGACAGGAAGUUGUGGUGUGCUACAACCUCCAGCUAUGACCGAGACAAGAAGUGGGGCUUCUGCCCUGAUCAAGGGUACAGUCUUUUUCUGGUGGCAGCCCAUGAGUUUGGACAUGCCCUUGGUCUGGAGCAUAGUGAUGUGAAAGAUGCUCUCAUGUACCCAAUGUAUAGCUAUGUGAAAGAUUUCCAGCUCCAUGAAGAUGAUGUGCGUGGGAUCCAAUAUCUAUAUGGGUCUGGUCCACAUCCCGCUCCACCAAAACCCAGUGACAAGCCAAUACCAACCACCACCACCCCUUCCACCAGGACUCCUACUACCACCCCUUCCACCAGGGCUCCUACUACCACCCCACUGACACCAUCCGUAAACCCUGCCUUAGAUGCUUGUAAAGUGAAAAUGUUUGAUGCCAUUACAGAACUACAAGGAGCUCUGCACUUUUUCAAAGAUGGGCUGUACUGGAGUGUGACCUCCAAAAAUAAGAAUGCUCUACAGUCUCCACGCAAUAUCUCAGACACAUGGCCAGCCCUUCCCACCAAAAUUGACACUGCAUUCCAGGACCCCACCAGCAAGAACAUUUUUUUCUUCUCAGGUCGCAAGUUCUGGCAGUACACAGGAAAGUCUGUUUUAGGCCCUCGCAGCAUUGAGAAGUUGGGUCUGAGUAAGGAUGUGGAAGGCAUCAUGGGAUCUUUUGCUCGAGAUAAUGGAAAGGCCCUGUUAUUCAAUGGGGAGCGAUACUGGAGGCUUAAUGUAAAGACACUGACUGUUGACAAGGGAUACCCACGACUAACAGAUGUAGACUAUGCUGGUGUUCCAAGCGACUCCCAUGAUGUUUUUCUGUACCAAGGGAAAUAUUACUUCUGUCAGGAUCGCUUCUUUUGGCGCAUGACAUCACGCAAGCAAGUGGACAGAGUUGGUUAUGUCAAAUAUGAUCUCUUGCACUGCCCGGAGCAUUAAAUGGAGAGCCAAAGAAGAGUAGGUGGCUGUGUCCAUGGCAGUUACCAUAUUUUUCGGGGAAAAGAGCACAUUAUUAUUCAGUAUUUGAGACUGAAGGUUUUAUGCUGUACUAGUUGUUGUUGUAUCAAUGAGCGUCAAGCAAAUUUGGUUAACUUGGUUGCCAACUAUGCUAUAAUUCCACUUAAUUUUGUACAGAUAAGGAACUGCCAGGGGAACUUGAAUUUCUACUGGUUCUAUUUCUAUGCAUGGUCCUAAAGCAUUUCACAAAGUAGCAUCUUCCAGUGCCUUAGUGGCUACCCACAUGAACUGUGUCAUAGUUUGCCUCUGUGAAGGUUUGCUAACCUGACAUCUUUGUGGCCCAGCUAACUAACCUACUGCAACCACAGGGCUGUGACAUCACUGCUGAUGACAUAGCCAAGCAUAUAUUCAGUUGCAGUCAUGAUAUAAUAGUGUAAAAAAGCAACACAUAACUGCCUCUAAGGGAAAUUCACAGGGCACACACCUAAAUAUUAUUAAGUGCUGAGAGGAUGAAUUAUUUUGCAAUCAUAUGUUGCAAUUCAGGACUCUCAGCUCUCAUGGACCCCACAGGGUUGUUUUCCCUCAUUGUCAAGCCCCUAACCUUCCCUGUAUUACUUUAGGCCACAAGGCAGAAACAAGUUCCCUAAGUAAGAGUCUUGAGAAAAAGUACCUGUUUGGAUUAACCAGUACACUUUACAGUCCUCUGGGCCUUAUAAGUACUCAUUGGCAUGGGCUGAUUACAAUGAUCAUGGCUCUGAAACAAAGUCUUCUGUGUGUACCUCGCCUGAAAGGAGAAUGGUCCUUAAGAUGGCCAUACACAUUAAAAUUAUGAUCUUUCCUGUGACCAUUGGUCAUUCAUACACUCCACUGACGUUCAGAGCUGAAUCGGCAAGUAUGGAGGUAGAAACAAUAGGAAUUCUACCUCUAUCUGACUAUUCAGCCCUAAAUAUAUGCUUUUGCUUGGGUGCUUUAACAGCCCGAUCGACGCAACGAUAGCCAAGGCUUUUGCGAUAUCAGUCGUCUCGUCCAUCCACUAUACAUGCACUGAAUAUUGUAUGAAACCUCGUUUUGUACAAUAAUAUUGGUGCGUGUAUGGCCAGCUAUAUACAGUUGGCGGAUGGUUGCCAGUCUUAAACACCUCCACAGAGUAGGAUGUCCACGUAACUUUUUGGUCUGCCUGGAGCAGACUGUGAAAUAUGAGUGAAAUGUGUAAACAUGAAGUGAAAGAAGGGGGGGGGGGGCUGUAUAGAGAUUACAAUAAUAUAUUGUUUUCUUAUCUAAUAAAUAUUAUUUCUCUCUAA
Molecule: messenger RNA, 3457 nt
Organism: Xenopus tropicalis (tropical clawed frog)
Lineage: Eukaryota; Metazoa; Chordata; Amphibia; Anura; Pipidae
Gene: mmp9.2
Product: matrix metallopeptidase 9 gene 2
Exons: 13
Coding region: 84-2138 (684 amino acids)
Biological process (GO): animal gross anatomical part developmental process; proteolysis; regulation of multicellular organismal process
Cellular component (GO): extracellular matrix
Molecular function (GO): zinc ion binding; metalloendopeptidase activity; metallopeptidase activity
Source: RefSeq, a predicted model, not a curated record